This is a messenger RNA of Varroa destructor (honeybee mite), 1769 nucleotides long. RefSeq names its product serine/threonine-protein phosphatase Pgam5, mitochondrial-like. The record is from RefSeq and is a predicted model, not a curated record. Gene Ontology annotation, cellular component: mitochondrion. NCBI's taxonomy places the organism in Eukaryota, Metazoa, Arthropoda, Arachnida, Mesostigmata, Varroidae. Gene Ontology annotation, molecular function: protein serine/threonine phosphatase activity. Gene Ontology annotation, biological process: positive regulation of mitochondrial fission; peptidyl-threonine dephosphorylation.
AACAAAGCAGCAACCGGCAACAAGUCGAGUCAGAGAGGGCAAGACAGUACCGCAAUUGCGCUAAAGAAAGGGUUGUUCCCUACAAGGGGAAUAGCUAAACGGUCUGGCAUCUAUAGACCUAGUAAUUUCACGAAAACAGCCUCCAAAAAGCUUUCUAGCCAAGAAGAUUUUGUCCUCUUUGCCUUGUACGCAUUUCUUUGUGCGUUCGACAAUCGACGGCCCUAGUUUUGUAAAAUAGUCUAUUGGAUCUAUACGACGAAUUAACGAACCAGUCAUCACGCGACUACACAGUAAAAGAUGUUGGGUCGCAUUUUUGCAACCUCAUUAGGUGGAGGUGCCGUUGCUGCAUUUGUGUACAGUCGGGAUCGGCUUCAUGCUGCGUGGACGGUGAACUACGAGCCCGUAACAUUGUGGGACCACAACUGGGAUCAGCGCGAUCCGUGUUCGUGUGUGAGACCGCUGAAGACUAGUGAUCCAGCAGAACAGAACAAGCAUAACGCGGCUGUCGAAGCUUAUCAGCCGAGAGCAACUCGCCAUAUAUUUCUCAUCAGACAUGGCCAGUAUUUUGAUAUGAAGGACACCGACGAUGAGCGUAUACUUACUCCAUUGGGACGAGAACAAGCCGAGCUGACAGGGCUGAGGCUAAAGAAACUAGGAUUUCGGUUCAACCGUAUCGUGAACUCAACAAUGACGCGGGCCGUGGAAACAGCGGACAUUAUUUGCCGUCAUGUUGAUGGUCCCAGAGAGCAGUGUGAGUUCUUACGCGAAGGUGCACCCUGCCCCCCUGAGCCAAAAAUUUCUACGUGGCAACCAGAGGAGCGGCAAUUUUUCCAAGAUAGCGCUCGUAUCGAAGCUGCUUUCCGAAGAUACUUUCACAGAGCAGAUCCUCAGCAAAAGGAAGACUCUUAUGAAAUGCUAAUCUGCCAUGCGAAUGUUAUUCGGUAUCUCCUCUGCAGAGCUCUCCAGUUGCCGCCUGAGGCGUGGCUUCGUUUCUCGCUCCGACACGCAUCGAUUACGUGGCUAAGCAUUUCACCAAAAGGCACUGUCAGCGUAAAAUGCAUCGGAGACGCCGGUUAUAUGCCUCCGGAAAAGCUGACGUUCUGCUGACGAAGUAUUCCGUAGUGGGCACAGUGUUUUGCGUUGCAUGAGCGAAGUGGGCCUGAAAAUGAAGUCGAUUUUGUCGUAAUCGGCUACCCCUUUUACGCGGGCAGUAUAGAAAUAGUUGUAUAACUUAAAAAAAUGCCAGAACAUUAAGCGGAUAUCAUGCAUGACUAGUACUUAGUAUCCUGUGACAUACCUAUGAAACUUAGUCAGUGAUCCAAGACCUCGAAUAAUUAAGCGCAUGAGAAAAAUCAAAUCAGACCGAGCUCUACACAAAUCCAUGAACUAUAUUUAUGCUGGACAUUAGCCUCCCUGUGUUCAGAGUUGAAAUUGUUCAGUACUGCAAUGUCGUUAAUAAUAAUCUAUUGAUUCGAGUUUAACCCCCAAGUGACCCCGAUAUACUUACCAUCAUAUAGUGGUCACGAGCACAUGAAACGGAACGUAGACAACAGACAAAGAGUUUCGAGUGUUUCCAUGUAAAAUUCUUUUAACUUUGGUAACUCAGUUAUCUGCUGGAACGUAUCCAGCUUAACAUGAAUUUUUCGAUCACUGUACAAACGAUUUGACAAUUAAGGAAUUUAUGAGGUAAAUGUAAUUAUGAGUAUUUUUACACCGUUGUUAAGGCAAAGCGUGUAAGUAAAAUAAAAUUUAUAUGAUAACAAUUCCGA